Messenger RNA from Phalaenopsis equestris, 2038 nucleotides. RefSeq names its product putative nuclease HARBI1. NCBI's taxonomy places the organism in Eukaryota, Viridiplantae, Streptophyta, Magnoliopsida, Asparagales, Orchidaceae. The coding region runs from base 357 to 1568 and encodes 403 amino acids. The transcript is spliced from 3 exons. The record is from RefSeq and is a predicted model, not a curated record.
CUGAUGCAAGCAUAGUAGACUGUUUGAGGCUUUUGGGGACUAUUCCUGAAGUUGUUGCAGAUAGAAGAUUUCACGCACAGUGUGUAAAAAAACUUGAGGAUUCAACUAGAAUGAAAAUAUUCAUGGCGCUUGAGCCUGAAAUGCGGCUUGAAUAUUUGCGGGUUUUGUUUGAGGAAUGAUAUUAUUUAUGGAUUCAUUAUGUAUCAGUACUGAUUGAACUUCUACUUGUGUUGUUCUUUUUUUUAAUAUAUGUUUGUUAUUCUAUAUGUGUCAUUGUACAUGUCUAAUCUUUCUAUAUGUAGCAAAUGAGAAUUUUUAUUAUUGAAUAUUAAUGUUGAUGUUGUUAAUCAUUUAGGAUGGACCCGCAACGUCAACGUCGUAGGAGAAUGGCAUUUGCUACAGCCGUUGCGAUAUUGCUGUUGGACUAUUACCAGCGUAGAACUACUCGCAUUCCCCGUAUGACAUCCACCUUUGUUGGAGAUAGAUGGGUUAGUGAAAUGCUUUCGGGACAUCCAAUAAGAUUCAGAAAUAUAUUCAGAAUGACGAGAACGAUUUUUAUGGAUCUUCUAAACGAGUUAUGUCUAAAUCACGGCCUUCAUGGUUCUUCUAGAACCCUGUCUCGGGAGGUGUUGGCAAUAACACUGUACAUUCUGGCACAGAAUGAGUCAAUUCGAGGAGCUAUGGAAAGAUUUCAACAUUCAUCUGAAACAAUUAGUCGCUAUUUCUCAAAAGGAAUACAGGCACUUAUUAGCUUAGCUGCUCAAAUAAUUAAACCAGAGGAUCCAUCAUUUGCUACUACUCCAGAACAAAUUGCCAACGAUCCUCGAUAUAUGCCAUAUUUCAAGAACUGUAUUGGUGCAAUUGACGGUACACACGUUGAUGCCCGAAUACCUAACAACGAGAAGGUAGCAUACAUCGGUCGUAGUGGUUCAACAACGCAAAAUGUCAUGGCCGUAUGCGACUUCAACAUGUGUUUUACUUUUGUGGUUGCGGGCUGGGAAGGAAGUGCACACGACAGUCGUAUUUUCUCCUUUGCCACGAGGAAUAGAUCGCAGUGUUUCCCUCACCCCCCAGCAGGAAAAUAUUAUCUGGUUGAUGCAGGAUAUCCUAUGCAACGGGGAUACCUGAAGCCCUACUCGGACACGAGAUAUCAUCUUCCUGAUUUUGAGCGAGCUAGUGGCACGGUUCGUGGCAGAAAGGAAAUGUUUAAUAAACGCCACUCAUCUUUACGCGGGGUAAUUGAAAGAACAUUUGGAGUUUGGAAGAAGAAGUGGGUCAUCUUACGUGAUAUGCCGUCGUAUCCUUUCCAAAAGCAGGUGUACAUUGUGGUUGCAACAAUGGCACUACAUAACUUCAUCCGAAGACAUUCCUCGCAAUCAGAUACAGACUUCAGUAUGGCUGACAAUGAUGAACUCAAUAUUUUAGAGCAACCAACAGGACAUGUGGGGGGGCAUUCAUUACCUGAGGAGGACAUAGAAUCUAAUGAUUUUGAAGAUCAAGAUGCUGAUAGUUUGGCUGAUAUGAUUGCUUUAAGGGAGUCUAUCACAGAUGCUAUUUGUGGCUAUUGAUCAACCAAGUUUUCUUUUCAUAAGAUUUUAGGUUUAUAUUCAUACCCAUUUAAUUAUGUUUUUUUUUUUAAAUACCUUAAGCUGACAUUUCAUUCUUUUGUUAUUUUCACAGUUAUACCAACAUGACCUCCAGAAUAUCAAGUACAGACAGAGGGAUUUUGUGUUAUUGUGGACUACCGUCUCCGUUGCUAACGUCACGUAAGGAGCAUAGCUUUGGGAGGCAGUUCUAUGGUUGUGCCAGGGGUGUUUCAGCCCGUUGUGGUUUCUUCAGGUGGGCCGAUAGUCCAUCAUAUUACACUGACAGUAGUCAUGCCAGCAGUCAUGUGAAUCCGAUGUUUUUUCCGGCUGACAGUGCAGAUGAGGACAGGCGUAGCCAGAGUCUUAAGUUGAAUAUUUUAAUAUUUCUCCUUGUUGUUGUACUUGUAUUUGUACUUUUUUUAGUUAUCCUGGUACUCAUUAAGGUGUGAGAA